This is a messenger RNA of Aspergillus tanneri, 708 nucleotides long. RefSeq lists its product as uncharacterized. Gene Ontology annotation, molecular function: alkylmercury lyase activity. Bases 1 to 708 code for a protein of 235 amino acids. The transcript has 4 exons. The record is from RefSeq and is a predicted model, not a curated record. Lineage: Eukaryota; Fungi; Ascomycota; Eurotiomycetes; Eurotiales; Aspergillaceae.
AUGAACGACAAGGCGCGGAAAGUUCGACACCAGCUCUUGCAGUUUUACAUGAAAGAAUGCCGACCUCCUACGGUCGACGAGUUGGCGGCAGAGUCGGGCCUCAAUGCGUCGGAUAUUCAUCAGAUUCUUGACCAACUUGAGGAACUGCAUCAUAUUGUGAAAUACAAGCAUGAAUCACGCUCUCCAACCCCCAUUGCCAUGGCUCAUCCAUUUUCCCAUCUACCAACACCCUUUGUAGUGUCCCAGGGAAGUAGGAAAUGGUGGGCAAACUGCAUGUGGUGUGCAAUGGGCCUCGCAGCAAUGCUAUCCCCACUGGAAACGACCAUUACAGUUCGUUCUGGUUCUAUCGGCACUGAACUGCAGUUCACUAUUCGGGAUGACCAAGUUGCCUGUACAGGAGAUGGUGACAAGAUCGAUGUAAAGAACUGCCAUGCCCAUUUUUCUAUCCCACCUGUUAAAUGGUGGAAAGAUGUGCGCUUUGCCUGUGGAACGAUUCAGAUUUUUCCAUCCAAACAGGAGGCGUUGGAGUGGCCCAAGAAAUAUGGUUUCUACACUGGGGAGAUUAUGACUCUGGAAAAUUUGUGGCUUUUGUCCAAGGCGUGGUAUCACGACAAGCAUACUUAUGAGUAUGAAAGGAAGACUCCAGCAGAGGUUGAGACCCUGUUUAACCAGCUGGGGAUGUCGUCGGAGUUCUGGAAGUCUAGAUAA